Molecule: messenger RNA, 987 nt
Organism: Didymella exigua CBS 183.55
Lineage: Eukaryota; Fungi; Ascomycota; Dothideomycetes; Pleosporales; Didymellaceae
Product: DOLPP1 protein
Exons: 3
Coding region: 195-890 (231 amino acids)
Biological process (GO): protein N-linked glycosylation; lipid biosynthetic process
Cellular component (GO): intracellular membrane-bounded organelle; endoplasmic reticulum membrane
Molecular function (GO): dolichyldiphosphatase activity
Source: RefSeq, a predicted model, not a curated record
CAAGAUUCAGCUGGGGCGUUAUUUGCAGCGGCGAGACCUCGACAAGUCGUUGUUGAUGACAGCGGCAUCUUCCUCCCGCGGCGGCGGAGGAAGGUGCGCCAAGCCGCCGUGACGGCCAUCGUGCAUCGUCACCUAGAACCGCAAGUCUUGGAGCCAACAACCUCCACUUUGUCUUGCAAACCGCCACCGGCUAGAUGGAAAACCCUUCACUUGCGUCGCUAUCAUUGACGCAUGUUCACUAUAACCCCGCGGACCGUAUCUCCUACCUCUGCGCAUGGCUGGCCCUCGUGCCGCAGGGACUAUGCGUCGUGUAUGCAACACUGAUAUGGUCGAACCGCGAGAUUGAGAUUGGCCUCAUGUUUGCUGGCCAGAUGGCGUGUGAAGCGCUUAACUGGGUGCUGAAGCGUCACUUUAAGGAGGAGCGACCUCGAGAAAUGCACGGCAAGGGCUACGGAAUGCCUUCGUCACACGCACAGUUUGUGACUUUCUUCUCGGUCACCCUGACGCUGUUUCUCUUGUUUCGUCACGUUCCUCAUCCCACCGAAACACACACGCCCUUUAGCCUCGCCGGUCGGGUUGUGCUCUCACUUCUAGCUUUAGCCUCUGCUGCAGCUGUCGCCGUCAGCCGCAUAUACCUGAGCUACCACACUCAAAAGCAGGUCCUCGUUGGCUGUGCUUGCGGUGCAGCAUUCGCCCUUGUGUGGUUCGCGUUCACGACCUAUCUGCGCAGAGCUGGCUGGAUUGAUUGGGCAAUCAGUACCUCGCUCUUCAGGGCAUUUCGAGUCAGGGAUUUGGUCAUUCAGGAGGACUUGGUCGACUCAGGCUGGGCCAGAUGGGAGGACAGGCGCAGGCGACAGGAUUUCCGCUAUCAAGGCAAGAAGAGCAGAUGAGGCGACAUCAUCGAUAGUAGCAAAGUCGAAACCCACCGCGGGAUCACCGACAAUGUCAAACCCCAGUGUUCGGAAUCAUCACUCGCUCCAGCCCGCU